AUGGAGGGAUUUUUUAAAUUUUUUAGAUCAGAUUCAAGUUCAAAUCAAAGUAGUAGGUCACCAGAAUUUGAAUUAAAUAAUGAUCAAAUUAGGUUUGUAGUUUAUCAAAAUUCAAGUACACUCUUAUUCGAUACACUUCAAGUUGAUUAUUUAAAGAAUAAAGCAAAGGCUACAGGUACAACCAAUGGUACAACUACAAAAGUAAUUUUAAAUUCAAGUGGUAAUCCAACAAUUGUUACAAAACCUUCACCAACUUCUACAAAUAAUUCUAAUUUAAAUGGUAAACCUUCUACACCUUCUCCAAAUCAAACAAGAAGAGAAGAAAAAUCACCUCAUAGUAGUUUGGAUUUAUCUUCUGCACCUUCUUCACCAAAUCAUACUAGUAAUAAUAGUAACAAUAGCAAUAGUAACAAUAACAAUAGUAGCAAUAACAAUAAUAAUAAUAAUAAUAACAACAAUAGUAGCAAUAAUAAUAAUAAUAAUAAUAAUAAUAACAACAACAACAACAACAACAAUAAUAAUAAUCACAGUAACAAUAGCAACAACAAUAAAUCGCAAAUGACUCAGUCAUCAUCAUCAGCAGAUUUAUUAUCACAACAAAAUAAAAAUGUCUCUGAUACAGCUUCAGUAUUAUCAUCUGAUAGUGCAGAUAAUAAUAGUAAUAGCCAAAAUGGCACCAACACCAAUAAUAAUAAUAAUAAUAAUAAUAAUAAUAAUAAUAAUAAUAAUAAUAAUAAUAAUAAUAGUAUAAAUUUGAAUUCAUCAGAUACAGGUAUACCUCAUACGACACCAACAAAAGAUAUGAAUGGAGUUAAUCAUAAUAAUGCAUCGUUAUCAUCAUCAUCAAAUAGAAUAAGAUCAUCAUCAUCACUUGGUGGUAGAAUACCAAGAUCACCAUUAUCACAACCAAAAGUAACAAAAUUAACAGUUGCAAUAUGUGUAAUUUUUGGACCAACUGUUGAACAAUUAAAAUCAAUUCCAACAACAACAACUACUCCAAAUUCAUCAUCAUCACCAUCAUCAUCAUCUUCACCAUCACCAUCACCAUCAUCAGAUAAUAAUAAAAAACCAGGAAACAUUGAAUCCGUUUCAAAUUUCCAUCAAAUUAAAUUUAUUGUAAAAUUAUUAAAAAAUCAAUUAUAUUCAAAAUUUACAAAUUUACCAAAGAAUGGUUCACUAAAUGGAUUUGGAGUUACAGAAAUUAAUCAAUUAUAUGCUGAGGUUGAAAAAUUUAGAGUUUAUAUUAAAGAUUUUUAUACAGCACCAAGAUUGGAAAAACCUUUAUGGUUGGAUACAUUAACAAAUCCAAGUACAAAAAGACAAACAUAUGUAGUUUUAUUAGAAAGUUUAAGAGAAUUAUUACCAAUUUAUAAUUCUCAAAAAUCAAAAUUUUUUUUAUCAAAUUUAAUUUCAACGAUUCUAUCAUAUAAUCAAACAUGGUUAAGUAAUAUAUUAUCAGCAAAUGGAAAUUCACCAUCAUUUAGAUGUACAAAUGAAAAAUGCAAUAACGAUUAUAAUUUUCAAAAUCAAUUUCUUUAUCAAUUAUCUCAAAUUUAUGGAUAUAGUGGUUGUAUUUCACCAGGUUGUAAAAAUAAUAGAGGAAAUUAUAAACUAAGUAAACUAAUAAUAUUAUCUCAAAAGGAUGAUUUAUCAAAGAAAUUAUUGAAUAUAGUUAGUUACUUUUGGAGAACUUUUGAAUUAAUUAUAAAUAAAAACUUUUUAUCAAAUACUCAACAAACUCAUAAACCAUUAUAUAAUGAAAAUGAAUUUUUAAUAAACUUUUUGGAUAAUCAACAAGAUAAUCAACAACAACAACAACAACAACAAUCACCAUCCUCAUCAUCAUCAUCAUCAUCAUCACAUAAUCAUCAACAACAACAACAUCAUCCAUCACAUAUUAAAUCAAAUACAAGUAAAUUAUUAAAUGAUCAUUUUAAUGAAUCAUUAUCAUUAUCAGCGAAAUCACAACAUACAGAUUAUACGAUUGGAACACAAAAUUUAAAGUUACCAAAUUACUUUUUCGAUAUUUCAAGAUCACUAACUGGUACAUGCUCUUCAAAGUAUAUUAGUGAUUUCUCAAUAAUGGCAUUACAAAAAGAUGAUUUCUAUCCAAAAUUAAUUGAAGAUCUUAGAUUAUGGGUUGAUCAUCAUCCUUUCUCUUCUCCAAUUAAAGAAUCAAAUGCUAUCAUUGCUGAUGUUACAAGAUGUAAAGUUGAUAUUAUAAUUUGUAGUAAAGAAAAUCUUUGGCUUUCUUCAAAUCCUCCUGUUCAAAUAAAUAAUGUAUCAUAUCCUGAUAUUAAAGUAUUAAAUGGUGUAUCAUCAGAUUAUAUAUCAUCAGUUUUAUCAUCAAUAGUUUAUUUUUGGACAAUUGGAAUGCCACCAGAAACUUGUAUAAUGUUUUUAGAGGAUAAACUUAGAGAAUUAUUAGGAAAAGCAAUGACAUUGAAUGAAACACUUAAAUUUUAUUCAUCAAUAAAACAACCCAUUCCACCAUCUUUUAAUUUAUUUACAAAUUCAACACCAGCUUCAACAAUUCCAAUCCCUUCUUCAAAUUUAACACCAUUGGCAACUCCUUUAGCCACUCCAAAUCAUUCACCACAAUCUUCAAUGAGAUUCUCAAAUCAAAAAUUACAACCUUUACCAAGAAGUGGCGACUAUUUAAUACUCGAGCAUAUUUUAAAUUAUUUGAAUGAUUGUUCUUUAAUUGAUAAAAAUAAUCAAUUUGAUAAUUUUAAAAUUUGA
This is a messenger RNA of Dictyostelium discoideum AX4, 2742 nucleotides long. RefSeq lists its product as hypothetical. Bases 1 to 2742 code for a protein of 913 amino acids. The record is from RefSeq and is a predicted model, not a curated record. The transcript is spliced from 7 exons. Lineage: Eukaryota; Evosea; Eumycetozoa; Dictyosteliales; Dictyosteliaceae.